UCGCGCGUGCGUUGAAAGGCUGCGCUUACAAGGGCAAGUGCAGCGCCUGAGUCGACCUGUGCCAGCAAACAGCGCAUGGUAGUCAACGACUACCUCCAGGACGUUGAGUGUAGUUUCUCGUACGCGGGAGGGGAAUUGAGACAUCGCGUCUCAUUCCUAGUGAGUGACAAGCUCCCCAUGGAUAUGUUGUUAGGUAUGUACUACCUCUCUGUGGCACAGCCCCAGUUUGACUGGGACCGAAAAUUGGUCAAGCACACUUUGCCAGGCGGAGGGACCGCCAGAUUGCGUAAGUUCAAAGCUAGUAGUCUGAUUGGGUCCCACGGGUGCAUGUGUGCGACCGCGUUCUACAAUUAUUAUAAGCAAAAUCAGGAGGAGGGUAUGUAUCUAGUUUAUGUCUCUGCUGCAGGCGAGCCGGUGAAAAUGUCGCCGGAGGUAGAGGGAGUAGUUGCCAAGUACCCUGAUCUAUUUGAAGAGCCGACAGGGGUUGUUGAGAGGGAGGUCGUCCACGCGAUAGAGAUUAUCCCAGGGUCUAGCAUCCCGAAAGGUAGGAUCUAUUGGAUGUCUCCAGGCGAGCUCGAUGAGCUUCGCCGACAGCUCAAGGAAAUCGUAGAGAAGGGUCUGUUAGAGGGACAAGCCACGUACUCAGGCUCCUCUUGGGCUCCUGAAGCCCCUCCGAUUCCGGAAAGGCCUGGUGAGAGCCUGUCCAUGGACUUCAUGAAUACGCUGGUCACCAGCAAGAGUGGAAUGCGAUACAUCUACGCCAUUGUGGAUAGGUUUAGUAAGUUUGCUAGAUUAGUCGCAAUGUCGGCAACAACUAAAACGGAGUAUGUGAUUAAGAUGUUCAAAGAGAAUUGGGUUAGCGACUUUGGAUUACCUAAGUCCAUAGUUAGUGAUAGGGAUGUCCGAUUCACAAGUGAGUUGUGGAAAGCAGCAGCUGCAGAGCAAGGCACGCAACUGCAGAUGACAUCAGGCAAUCAUCCUGAGGCAAACGGGCAGGCUGAAGAAAUGAACCGCGUUGCUUGCGCUUUCCGGGAUGCGUACCAGGACCUCCGCAGGGCAGGUGCAGUGGUGAUCGGUGUCAGCAGUGACAGCCCGGAGUCCCAUAAGGAAUUUGCCAAGAAGUAUGAUCUCCCAUACGUCUUGCUGUCCGAUGAGGGUGGAGAGGCGCGCAAGGAGUGGGGAGUCCCUGGCGAUCUGUUUGGAAUCCUUCCCGGAAGGCAAACUUAUGUGAUUGACAAGAAGGGGAUAGUGCAGAUGGUUUUCAAUAACCAGUUUCAGCCAGAGAAGCAUGUUGAUGAGGCAUUGAAGAUUCUGACGGCAUAGAGGUUAAGAGGCGUACUAUUCGUUGUGCUGUCUGUAGUUAUUGUGUUCUUUAUAGAAAGCGGAGGGCCCUGCCAGAGGGAAGAGGGGUAGGAGGACAGAGGGAGAGAGGGAGAGAUGGAGAGAGGGAGAGAGGGGGAGAGGGAGAGAAGGAGACAGGAAGAGAGAGAGGAAGAGAGAGAAGAAGAGAGAGAGAGAGAGGAAGAGAAAAGGAGGGUACUACUGGAUCUGCUGCCUUCUUUGCUUCUGCGAGCAGAGUCUUUUUGCCCCUUUCCUUUUGCCUUGCUCUUCUUGGUCGUGGUCUUCUUCCAUUUUGAAAAGAGAAUUCUGUGAAAAAAAGCAUUCCAUGUUGAUUUGCUGUUUUUUUUUUUUUUUUAACUCAUCUAUAUUCUUCUCUCCAUUUCUCUCUAUAGAUUUUCUCUCUCUUUUUUUCUUUUUUUUUUCUCAGUCCAUGGUGUUGUAGAGGCCAGUCACUGAGUGCACAGCGAUCACCUGGAGCAGUAGGCCGUGGGUGUCCUGGAAUAUGAGACCACCUCCCAUCCCAUCCUCACGUCAAUACUCCUAGCGCACCCCCUAUCUCACUAUCCUACCUCAGUGUGACCAGCACUCAGGACCAUUACCCUACCAAUGGGCAGGUAACUGGGACCGAACAGCAGUGAUGGGCACCAGGGCUGAUAGGUUGCCCAUCCCUGGUCGAAGCGGAAUCGGACGAGCCUUGUCGAACGGGAACUUCGGACACCAGGCCCAGACACUCUACUACAGGCCCCAAGAGACUCUGGGCCCUAGGUUUAGACAGGGUAGCACCCAUUGAAGCAGUCCUACCGUCCUUCCCCUAGCUUACCCAAGGCCAGGCGGAACUCGGACUGGCCUGAGGGACUUAUACCCCUACCCUUACCCUAGGGUCUAAGCCUUAUAUAUAGCCACUAGAUAGUUCUUUUUUUUUUUCUUUUAUCUUUUUUAACUCAAACCCUGCCAGUGUUAGUGGUGCUGAUAAGAGCAGACCCCACUAGCACAUGGGGAGUGGCUCCAUCUAUUGGUGGGGAGCAGCACCUGCUGGAAAACGGGUCCAGCGUCCCAUUAUACAGGCUGAAUUUGGAAUGUAACAAAACAGUGUUGUGUGAGAUUCCUGCCAGCAUUGAUUGCCCCGGGAACCGGGGGAUUGACUGAGCAGGCAAUUGGAGAAGGGGGGGGGGGGGGACCUCUUCGCCCUGAACUCGGCGCCAGAUCCCUGCUGCAACACCCUAGUUCCUCCCUCCCCCUAUAAUGAGUACUUUGUAGACCAGCCAAAUGACUGAGCAAGAAGUGGAACAUUUUGAAGGGAUGAUUUACUGAGCAAGUUGCUGACAUCCCUAGUGUGGAAAAUCAAAUCAUCUAUAACUACUUACUAGGAAUUUACCUGACUCUGAGCUGCACCAUUGAUAGCCUCUUUCCCAGUCUUAGGAGGACUGGCCAGGUGGGGAGGGGGAUGAGGGGAGACAGUUCUAUCCGAAUAUCAGUAGGAACUCCGAUGGCCCUUACCUGUCCCUACUGCAGAUACUAGACCCCACCAGUGACUAGACCCCCCCAGUCAGAUAGUUGUGUAGUUUGCAAUCUAUGUGUGUACCCGAAGGCUAUGUAUGCUUCGUGUAUCUAUGUAUCAAGAUGUACAGACAGCACCAUGUGUGGAAACUUGUGUAUGUAGCCCGUAGGCCAUGUAUAAUUUGCAAGCUAUGUAUAUGCCCAAAGGUUGUGUGUGCUCUGUGAAUCAAUGUAUCGAGAUGUA
Molecule: messenger RNA, 3082 nt
Organism: Chara braunii
Lineage: Eukaryota; Viridiplantae; Streptophyta; Charophyceae; Charales; Characeae
Source: the annotation of a GenBank genome assembly